AUGAAGGACGCACUCGAUGCCUGCCGGUAUGGACUCCGGGUAGGCAGCGCGAUGGCGCACACGUCAGGAGUGGUGUGGACUCAGACAAAUAUGCAGACUCGCUCAUGGCCUCGGUGCAAAUCCCUCUCUCGUCUCUCCCCCCCCCCCCCACGCACACACACACACACACACACUGGCGAAGGAACAGAGGUGUUUGCACCUACGCUAUCAAAAUCAUUGGAAACCGACGUGCACACACAAUCGCAUAUGGCGAAUGGUAGUGAAGAGGUGUUCUUCAUCGCCUCCUCGUCCUCCAGUGACGACGGGGAUGACAGUCGUCGAAGUACCGGCGUCACUCGUGGUGCACGUCGUUCCUCGGCUGAUGAUGCUUCUCCUCAAGGGAGCCACCUCAUGACAACCGGCAUGUAUGGGGAAUGUUGGCGAAGUCCAUACAACGCUACCCCGACCUCACCGACGAUGGAGGACGUCCUUUUCGAGCGUGCAUCACCAAAGCCGCGUUUGGCACCGCAGCAGCAGCACUCUCCUUCGGCCACGCUCACCAACGGCGUCAGUGACGGGACUUCUGUUAAGAUAAAAAGUGAUGCCGAGUUAGGGUUGAAGGGAACCGUUGCUGCACAGCGCAAUACUCCCGGGGCGAAGCCUGGUGCGGAUCAGGAAGACGAGGAGGCAGUCCCUUACGCCGGUGGAUCCCCGUGUGCGAUGCCAGCGACGCAGUUGACGCCGCCGCCUCGCACCCUGGCUGAGCUGCGCAGCAUGACCUCCGCGGACGUGCGGGAGGAGCUGGAGCGCUUCUUCGCUCGCAAAGACGCUCAUGCAAGACGCUUCAAGUCUGUCGAAACCGCGCUGUUUGGUGUGGCCCCUAAGGAAGGAUGCGUCCCCCCCACUUCGCAGCCAACAAGGGAGGAGUUACUAGCGCGUGACCGGUGCAGGCGACUCGUGAAUGUGAGCAACUGGGACUGUGCGGUCUGCGGCUACAGCCAGUGGGAUGUUCUGCUACCCUCGGCGCUGCUGCGCAACUGUGCUGUUGCUCCUACCGCCACUACUUUGUGUGCUCCUCGCACGCUGCGCCCACACCAAGUUGAAGGUAUUCGGUUUUUGUGGAGUGUGCUGGCGGAGGGACCAGUGGGACAGGUGCCUGCCGUGGGGUGCAUUCUCGCACACACGAUGGGGCUGGGAAAGACAGCGCAAGUGAUCGUGUUUUUGCAUCUCUUCAUGGUCUCCUUCCCGCGGUACCAUGAAAGGAUCUCGUCACCAUCGAGACGAUGUAGCGGCUUGAAUGACCUCACUGCUGCCUCGAUAGGCGCGACAGCCGCGUCGUCGUCCUCAUCGUUGUCGCAGCGCAGAGCACGCGCGCUCAUCGUGGUCCCCAAAUCGACACAGUCCGGUUGGAAGCGAGAGUUUCGCACGUGGUCGGCCUGCUUCCCAGAGGAGCACCGCUUGCACCCAAUCUCCAUCCACGAAGGUCUACCAGCGCGCCAGCGAGUCGAUGUGUUUCAUGCGUGGCGCCGCGACGGUGGCGUGCUGCUGAUCGGUUACGAAGCCCUCGUGCGUCUCCUGCGGCUUGUGGAGACUGACAGCAUGCAGCGACCGCAUCCGUGCGUUGACGGAAGCGACGCAGGUGUCGACGGAGAUGCCGGCAGAAACGGCACUACUCAGCCAACGGCGCACGCCUUUCAUUUGGUGAACCGCACAGCAACGAUGUCGUCGCAGCAGCAGCACCGCAACGACGAAGGCGGUGUCACCUUCGGCGGUACUGCCGACCCGUUCACUGAGCUCGUCGUGUGUGAUGAGGCCCACCGGUUGAAGUCUGUGAACCUGCACGUCGUCACGGCACUCCGCGGCCUCCACCCGCUGCGCCGCCUUCUCCUUACGGGCACACCGCUUCAGAACCACCUGCAGGAGUACUGGGCCAUGAUUGACUUUUGCGUCCACAGGUACUUCAGCCGCAAGCGCUUCCAGGAGUACUUCAUUCAUCCAAUCGAGGCCUCGGCAAACACGCGCGCCUCGGUGGAGGUGGUGGACGUUGCGCGCAAGAAGACCUUCACGCUGAUCAACGAGGUGCGCCACUUUGUGCAGCGUGUUGAUAGCACCCCUCUGCGCUCGGAGCUGCCACCAUUGCACGAGUACAUCGUCGUCGUGCCUCCGUCGCCUCUGCAGAAGGAGUUGUACCUGCGCUUCAUUCAGAUUGUCCAGCACGACGGCAGCGAAAAGGUGCAGUUCCUGCCAGCCGUGUCCUGCUCGGGCAAAAUUGCAGCGCACCCGCAGUUACUGUAUCAAAUGUCCGACCGGUUCCGGGAGGCGGAGCACAGCCCCACAACAUCCUCAGCGCGAGGUGGGGGAGCAAGCGGUCGUGGUGGGCGUGGCGUCCAGCGCGAUGCGCGCAGCCGCCACAUCGCAGGCGCCAAGCGCAGCAGCAACGGCAGUGGCGACGAUUGGGCUGUCACUACGACGGGACGCGAUUGUCAUCCUCUGCAGCAGCAUCGGCGCCAGCGUCAAGAGGCGGAGAAGCGGAUGGAUGGCAUGGCCGAGCAUGCUGUAGGUGAUCACAAGGACAAUACUCGCGUCGGGGAGCAAGAGGCAGUCGUAAUCACUGACUCGGAUGCGGAUUCGAAUUCCAGCUCCAGCAGAAACGACGGCGGUGACGAGGAACGCGUGUUUGCCCGUGCAACACACCAGUCCUUCUCUAGCGUCUACCCCGCUACCUCGCUCACCUACGAGGAGCUGUGUGUGCCGCCCUCGCCGAACUACACCCCACUCCUGGAGGAUGGUGUGAAGCUGCUGGUCGCCAUUAAGCUGGUCGUGGCUGCCAUGGCGCGGGAUGAGAAGGUUCUCUUGUUCAGUCUUUCCACGCAGCUUCUCACGUUCCUAGAGCGCAUGAUUGCGAAGGUGAACAUCGAGUGGUGCGGGCCGGUGUUGGGGUCACAGCAGCAACAGUACCCAAAGUCGCCCCGGCCGAUCCGCUAUUGCCGCCUGGAUGGUAGCCACAGCGCAGCGCAGCGAGCGGCGAUGCUCGACAACUUUGACCGGCCCGACGGCCCAGAUCUUUUCCUGUUGAGCAUGAAGGCCGGCGGCGUCGGCAUCACCGUCACCGCCGCCACGCGCGUCAUCCUUGUUGAUACGAGCUUCAACCCAGCUGACGACCAGCAGGCGAUUGGUCGCGCGUACCGAUAUGGGCAGACCCGUCCUGUGUAUGUUUACCGGCUCAUGUGCUACCCGACGCUGGAGUACAGCAUCUUCGCGCAGAAGCUGGCAAAGGAGUGGCUAUUCAAGACCGUGGUCGAGGAGUCGUCGGUCAAGCGCGAUGGGCUGUCUGGUAUGCACCUCCGCGAGCUCUUCUCCCUCCUCACAAAGGCUGCGAAGGUGCUGGAGAAGCCUCUCUCUGCGACGCGCGCGCAGACGCUGUCGACGCAGGAAGUGUUGCGCGAGGACCCAAUGCUCGCUGUCGCGCAGGCGGAAUUGCUCUACGCGCAGCGGUACGAGAUGUUUCUUGAGCACGACAUGAACGACCAGUACGGCGCUGCUGAGGAAGCAUUCUACCAUGACUACUGCCGCAACCGGUUGUUUGACACGGCCAAUGACAACGACGCCGAGAAGCGGCGCUUGGAGGAGCAGCAGCAACGACGGCAGCAGCGGAUUGAUGAGGCGGCCCAGCUGCAGGUUCAAUCAAAGACGCUCAUGAGUAUGGUGGAUGACAUCAUCCGGUCAAGGGCUGGGACAGACCCUCAGUUGGCGCGCCUUCUCACCGCGAUGGGUCUGCACGUGGACCCCAUCACCGGCCGCGUACAAUCAAGGAGGGAAGGCGCGAAUCCGAGGGACUCCAUCAGCAACGGUGAUGACCGGCGCCACGCAGCCGCCACUCUACGGCCUGAGGACAAUGGUGAGCGCUUUGCGCCGUCGCCUGUGCAACUCAUCGGCGGAACAGAUCCCUACCAGGUUAGCCAGGGACCGUAUCACGGCAGAGAUGCCUACACCGCACACAGUACAACGCAGACGGCAGUGCUGCUGGAUUCUGAUGAAGACUCAGGCGAUGUCCCCGCCCAGCCUCACAGGCACAAAGCGCACACUGGUGCCGCCAUCCCUUCAGUAUCAAACGCCGAGCUCAUUUCCUCGAGUCUUGCGCGUCAACCGUACGCGCUCUACCGCCCCGGUAGCUCCCCUGCGCACGCCGUCGAUGUCGACAGCGAUAGAUCGCAAUAA
Molecule: messenger RNA, 4197 nt
Organism: Leishmania braziliensis MHOM/BR/75/M2904
Lineage: Eukaryota; Euglenozoa; Kinetoplastea; Trypanosomatida; Trypanosomatidae
Product: putative helicase-like protein
Exons: 1
Coding region: 1-4197 (1398 amino acids)
Cellular component (GO): nucleus
Molecular function (GO): ATP-dependent chromatin remodeler activity; ATP binding; ATP hydrolysis activity
Source: RefSeq, a predicted model, not a curated record